CCCCACAGGACUGCAGAAACUGGCCUUGUCUCGUCUUGUGUUCUCUUCUAUCUAGUAAUCUCCAUCGCCAAAACUGCAAAAACGCUCGAAGAAAAAAAAAGAGAGAGAGAAAUUAGAGAAAAAAAGAGAGAAUUUUUUUGUUUGUCUCUGCAAAAAUGGCUAUAUCUACAGCACACCCAACGGAUCUUUCCCUUUUAUUAUCUUCCUUCUCAACUUUCUUCUCACUUUCUUAAACUUCUUUCUGUUCUUCACAAAAAUUCAAGGUGUGUUGUUCAUAUAUAGAAAUCACUGUCUUUUGGUUUUUCUUUAUUGGGUUAAUAAAUCUGUUUUUGUUUUGUGAAGAUUUCCCAUUUCCAUGGAAUUCCCAAAUCGUUUUCUUGGGACAAGAGAGAAAAGAAAGUGAGAUUUAGAAAAAAACAGAGUAAUUUCAGGGGGCGGGGGGGGUUUUUGUUUUGGGUUUUUCAUGGUUUAGGGUUUAGGGGUUUUGUUUUGAUCAUCUUCUCAAUUUCUUCUCAAUUCCACCAAAUUUUCCAGGUUUUUGAUGGAAUUGAGUUUUUUUGUGUAGUUUUUUUUCUCAGUAACCAAACAGAAUUUACAGUGUGUUUCUUGUUUCUUCUUGUUGUUUUGAAUUCAAUGUCUUCUCCAUGUAUAAGUGGUGGUGGAAGAGCUUACAAUUUCGAUUUAGAAAUUGUGAAGUCUCCAUCUUCUUCAUGGACAAGAACUUCACAAACUUCAUCUCCUUCUUCGACUUUAUCUGAAUCAAGCAACAAUACACAGCUUGCAAUUUCAACUCGAAAAUCUCGAACUCCUCGAAAACGCCCAAAUCAAACCUACAAUGAAGCUACAGUUCUACUCUCAACGGCGUAUCCAAAUGUUUUUUCUACCAAACAUCUCACAAAUCCACGAAAAUUCACUAAAUCACAUGAUUCUCUCUUCUGUGAAUCUGCUGAAUUGUUGUUGCCUUUUCGAGUUAUCGAUAGUUCUGGAUUUCUCCUUCACCAACCUCCGCUGGUUCAUGAAAGACCUAAUUCCCAAAUUCAUUCCAAAUUGACGAAUCUUUGGGAAAAUCGGCCGUGUUCUAGCCCUGGAGAGAUUGAUUUUCAACCGAAUUCGAUGGAGAUUGAAGAGAUUGAAGAUUUUGAUGCGGAAUCGAUUCUUGAUGAGGAAAUUGAAGAGGGUAUCGAUAGUAUUAUGGGGAAUCUCAGUGUGGAUAACCUAGAAACAGGUAAUUCAACGCAAGAUUCUUGUGUGAAUGUGAAUAAUCAUCCUCGGAAUUGGAAUUGUUACUGGAGUCCAAUCGGGUUAGGGUUCAACCAGAAAUUCGAAUCUGGAUUCGGAAUGCGGAAGGGAAUCGAACGAACAGCAAUCCGAGGAGUCGAUAAUGGAAACUGGUGGCGAUUUCCGACGGUCGACGUAGUAGAAAUCUCUCCAAAACUAAAUCCAAAGCCACCGGUUCCCGCACCAGCACCGUCCGCCGUAGCGACGAAGAAGAAGAAAAAGAAAGUGGAGAAACUUACAGUAAUUGAAUCGAAGAAAGCCGCAAUGCCAUUACAAAAGGAGAAAUUAGAGAAAUCAGAGAAAUCAGAGAAGCCGAUUCCGAAAUUGAAACCUACUGGAUUGCUUCUGAAAUUGAACUAUGAAGCCGUCGCCGACGCUUGGUCCAGCCGUGGAUCUCCAUUUUCCGAUGAGAUUCCGGGCUCCGAUACGGCGGGAAGUGAUGUAAAUGCCAGGCUGGCGCAGAUUGAUUUAUUUUCGGACGGUGGAGGAUUAUUGAGAGAAGCCAGCGUGUUACGGUACAAGGAGAAAAGGCGGACCCGCCUGUUCUCGAAGAAGAUUAGAUAUCAAGUUAGAAAAGUCAACGCAGAUGGACGGCCCAGAAUGAAGGUAUGGGCGAUUUGUGAGGAGACCUAAUUCAAGCGCAAGCGAAAAGAGAGAGACAGAGUAGCCUUUAGGAUUCAGAAAUCCUCAUUUUUCAGUUGUCAACUUCACUUUUUUGAGACCUACUUUUUUACUUUCUUUAUUUUAUUAUUAUCACCUUUUUUUUUUCUCUCUCUCUCUUUAUUUUGCAUCAUAUUUUCCUAAAUUUCCAUAAUUUGUUUGCCUUUUUUUUGUUUUUUGUUUUUUGUUUUUUUCUUUUUCUAAUUCCAAAAAGCUCAAUGAGAGAAUGGCCACUAAGUAGAUGGUCAGAGAUCCAAUAAUUCAAGGGCUUUAUUAUUAUUAUUAUUAAUUUUCCUUUUUGGGGCUUUGGUUUGUAGUGCUUGGUUGAUAGUUUCUAAUGCUUUAAGAAGAGGCUCAUGUUUUGAAUUGCCUCGAUUUGUGUAAUUCGCCACUUAUUAAAUACGGAAAUUUGUGGUUUAAAGGUAAUCAAACUUUAUUUAUUCAACAAA
Benincasa hispida (wax gourd) is the source of this 2387-nucleotide messenger RNA. RefSeq names its product protein CHLOROPLAST IMPORT APPARATUS 2. NCBI's taxonomy places the organism in Eukaryota, Viridiplantae, Streptophyta, Magnoliopsida, Cucurbitales, Cucurbitaceae. Gene Ontology annotation, molecular function: protein binding. Gene Ontology annotation, biological process: regulation of DNA-templated transcription. Gene Ontology annotation, cellular component: nucleus. The record is from RefSeq and is a predicted model, not a curated record.